AUGAAGGCUGGAGUAGCCGCCCUCGCAGCCGGGAUCCUCGGCGGCACCGGCGUCUUGCUCUUCCUCAUUGCUUUUGGGACAGAUUACUGGCUUCUGGCUACGGAGACCUGCGGCGUCUUCCAGAGUGGCAACAGCACCCUGCAGAGCGUGGAGGCUGAAGCUCCAACAGAGGUCAGGCAGGAGAUCCUCACUUUCCACCACGAGGGGUUCUUCUGGCGGUGCUGGUUCUUUGGCGAGGGCCACUCAGAGACCAUCUGGACCUUCUGGUACACCAGCCAAGCACACCCCAAGUUCUGCAUGCAUGGUUACCUCUUUCCCAUGCCCAUCGCUCUCGGACCUUUCCCCCAUCCUUCCUACGACACAACAGCAGUGUACAGAGGCUUCUGGACGGCGUUCAUCCUGCUGGCUGUCGCCGCCGGGCUGGUGGGAGGGCUGCUCCUGGUGUGCGGCGUGCCCUUCGGCAGCCCCCGCUCCUACAAAGUCGGAGGCGGAUUC
This is a messenger RNA of Pterocles gutturalis (yellow-throated sandgrouse), 495 nucleotides long. Its product is annotated as transmembrane protein 182-like. Gene Ontology annotation, cellular component: membrane. The transcript has 4 exons. The record is from RefSeq and is a predicted model, not a curated record. The annotation marks the transcript as partial. NCBI's taxonomy places the organism in Eukaryota, Metazoa, Chordata, Aves, Pterocliformes, Pteroclidae.